AAUAGCGGCUCUCUCCUCAAUUCCUAAUUCGCCAAUCCCAAGAAUCUAUUUAAGACUUCUCUGUUUCCCCCGUCACCCUUCUUUCAACAGCUAUCGCUGUCAUUCAACUUGAUAAUCUCAAGCAUACGUUAAGAAAUCAUUCAAGAUGGUUUACACAAUCGCCUCCCCGGACGAGUAUCUCGCCAUCACUGGCGCUGGAAUCAAGACCCUCAAGAUCGUCAAAAGUGCUUGGGUUUGGCCUUUCCAACGAUGCCAACGCUUCAGCAUCCAGCCGCACGACUACUCCAUGAAUCUUCAGGCGAUGACCCGAGAAAAGUUGCAAUUCCUCCUUCCUGUUGUCUUCACCGUUGGUCCAGAUGUCAAUCAACGUGGAGCGGCCGCCAGCCAAGCUCCUCGUGAUACUGGACAUCUUGAGCAUAACCCCGAGGAUCACGGAGAUGCACUCAUGAAGUAUGCAAUGCUUCUUGCAGAUGCUGAGAGAGAGGCCAAAGGUGCCAGCAAGGGACAGCACAUCGAGAACAUCGUGAAGGGUAUUAUUGAGGGCGAGACUCGUGUUCUUGUUAGCUCUAUGACAAUGGAAGAGAUCUUUACCGAACGUGAGGAAUUCAAGAGACGCAUUUUCAGAAACAUCCAGGGCGAAUUGGACCAAUUUGGUCUCAAAAUUUACAAUGCCAACGUUAAGGAGCUCCGCGAUGCCCCUCAGUCAAGCUACUUCGAGUCUCUCUCUCGAAAGGCACAUGAGGGUGCUAUCAAUCAGGCUCGUAUUGAUGUUGCUGAAGCUCAACGAAAGGGUAAUGUCGGUGAAGCCGCCCGCCAGGGAGAACAGAAUCGUGAAAUCGCAAAGAUCAACGCCGAGACUGCGGUACAGAAGACUGAGCGAGACAGCGAGAAGGCCAAGGCCGAGGCUACCCUCGCAACCCGCAAGACAGCUUUCAACAGGGAUGUCAAUAUCGCACAAAUCGAGGCAACACGUGCCACAGAAGCUCGUGACGAAGAGCUUCGAAAGGAGGUCGAGACCAAGCGUGCUCAGACCGAGCUUGAGCGAUUGAGAGCUACGGAUGUCGUGAAGGCAACCAUCGCCAGAGAGUCUAAGCAACAGGCUGCUGACGCUAAGAACUAUGAAGAGCAAGCUCGCUCCAAUGCAGCACUUUACAGUGAGCAGAAGGCAGCCGAUGCCCAUGCCUACAAAGUCCGAAUUGAAGCUGAGGCCCGCUUCCUUGCUGCCGCCAAGGACGCCGAGGCUUUGCUUGUCAGGCAGCAAAAGGAGGCCGCUGGCAUGUCCGCCAUGGCUGGAGCCUAUGCAGAUCUCUCUCACGCUUUCGGUGGCCCAGCUGGUCUUAUUCAAUACCUCAUGAUUGAGAAGGGUGUUUACACACAACUGGCCAAGGCAAACGCCGACGCUGUUCGCGGUCUCAAUCCCAAGAUGACCAUUUGGAACACAGGUGCUCAAGCCGGCAGCGAACAAGCUGGUGGUGCUGAAGGUUCAAUGGGUGGGGUGAACAGUAUUCGCAACAUGUAUCAAAUGUUGCCACCUCUCAUGUCGACUAUUAAUGAACAAGCAGGCGUCGUUUUACCUGAAUGGCAAUUUGGAAAGCUUGCUGGUCAGAUCUCGGACCGCGAAGUUAACGGGAAGCCCGUCAACGGUCUUGGUGCUAAAGCAACUUGAGGGCUCAACGCUGAAUCUCCAGGGACAGGGAAAACAUACGAAUAUCGAGUGUUGCUGGGGUGCUGAUUGUUUUCUUUUGUUCAUAUACAGUCCCUCUUUCCCUUCUCUCCACUUUGUUGCAUGCAUAGCUUCUCUGCGGGAUCAUUUUCGCAACUGCCUCAUCGGACAUCCUUGGUUGCAUCAAGCGUUUGGAAUUGGCGUUUUACUUCGGUCUUGCUUGUACAGUAGUCAAACGGCGGAAUAAAAUAAUUCUCAAAACCAUCGAGACUAUUUAUGUAUGAGAGAAGAUGUCUGCUCCAUUACCACCACAUGGAACAACACUUCUUGGCCCAAGCAAUAGGCUUCUGACUCUUUCAAAAAGAACUCAUCUGCGCUACACGAGAGUAGUCGAGCUUGAGCUAACAAUAACGCCGA
Molecule: messenger RNA, 2080 nt
Organism: Hyaloscypha bicolor E
Lineage: Eukaryota; Fungi; Ascomycota; Leotiomycetes; Helotiales; Hyaloscyphaceae
Product: putative Flotillin-like protein 1
Exons: 9
Coding region: 146-1666 (506 amino acids)
Biological process (GO): protein localization to plasma membrane
Cellular component (GO): plasma membrane
Source: RefSeq, a predicted model, not a curated record